Molecule: messenger RNA, 750 nt
Organism: Nipponia nippon (crested ibis)
Lineage: Eukaryota; Metazoa; Chordata; Aves; Pelecaniformes; Threskiornithidae
Source: RefSeq, a predicted model, not a curated record
AUGGCGGCGGUGCUCUGCCCGCCCCAGCAAGGAGGCCGAAUUCCCCUUUCCGCAGCCAAAGCGGCCGCCCCGCAGGCUGUGAGCCAGGAGUCCGUCAGCAUGGCGGGGAAGUGUGACACCAUCUACCAGGGCUUCGCUGGCUGCCUCAUCAGCCUGGGGGACAGCAUGGCCCAGAGUGUCCGGCGGCAGCAGGAGGAGGGCGGCGAGGAGGCACAGGAGCUGGACACCAUCUGCAAGUCCUGGGACGACUUCCACACCUGCGCCAGCAAGGUGCUGUCUAGCUGCCCCGAGGAAGCGGCCGCCAUCUGGGAAUCACUGCGCCAGGAGUCCCGCAAGAUCCAGUUCCAGGGGAACCUGCAGGAGCUGUGCAGCGCCCGGGGACGCCUGGCCAGCACUGUUCGUGACAAUCCAGUGUUUAAGGGUGAAUUAGUGCUGGAUCCUCGCAGGGUGGCUAAGAGGAUAAACACCAGACAGGCACCAGCCACGCACCACGCAGCGCCUGUCGCCUUGCCGGCACCUCUGCGGGGCCAGGAGCGGUGGGCUCGCCACCACGGGCUGCUCCCCAUCGUCCUCCACUGGGGUGGCAGGAGGUGGCCGGGGAGCUGGAGGGCCACCGAAGCCAUGCUCUGCCAGGCCAUCACUGCAAUGGUGAGACCGGCGUGCAACAAACCGCGCCGCUUCAAUCCAGCUGGGAGCUUGUGGGUGUUUGGGAAGAUCUGCAAACACCCACCAAACACUCUGGGCGUUUGA